UUAACGAAAGAAAAGCUGAAAAAUGAAUAUAGAUGUCGACCCCUCAAAGGAAUUAAACGACGAAGUUCCUAAUGACUCAUUAACACUGGGCCAAUUAAGGAAAAUUGUAAAACAAUUCCCAAACAAACAAAAGGCUAAAGAAAUUGCCUUUAUCUAUGCCGAUAAUGAUAAUCUCUCCAGUGAAAUAGAUGAAUUUUAUAGUUAUGUUGAAAUUUCGCAAUGUAUUGAAAACAAAAAAGCAUUUGAAGAAGGAUUCGACGAAUCUUGGGCUACCUGUACAAUAUCUGAACGCCGUACUUAUAUCGAAUACCUGUUAGAAACUUUGGAAUUAAAAGAUCCUGAUAAGAGAUUUUUAACAGCAAAAAAAUUGUUAUAUAUUGCUCAAGGAACAUUUGGAGAAUCGACGUCUCCAGAACAUCACCUCGAAUUGAUAGUUGAAAAUAAUAAAUUGCUACGGAAGUGUGGGGCUCUACUAUCUUACUUUCAAGCCUUGAAAUUGGCCUGUCGUGCACAUGAUCAUUAUAGUCGACCAGAUUUCAUUUCAGACCGGCAAGCUUAUAUUGAUGAUAUAAAUACUGAGAUAGGAUUCUGUUUAACAUUAUUAUAUAUGUUAGUUGAAGUCCAUCGCGGAGACGAUUCAUUUGGCUCUGAGCUUGUUGAACUUGAUCCGCCAAUGUCAGUGUUCCUUUUUGAAAUCAUCGCAUCAUUGCGAGAAAAAGAAAAGAAUGCCAAAGGAUAUCCAGUUAAAAAGUUACUUCUUUUAUCAUGGAAAGUUGUUUUAGUAAGUCUUGGUGGGUCAAAUGAUAUCCAAAAAUUAAAAGAUGUGGUUAGGUUAAUAAAUGGUUUGGCUCCUAUUCAUAAUAAAGAAUUCUUAAUAAAAACUACUCCAAUUGAUUAUCAUACUUUUCAAAAUGAAGUUACCCAAAAAUAUCCAACAUACGUACCACCUCCUUGUCCUGUUAUUCCUAUGCCUCCUAUUACUACUAACCAGUUUCCUUCUAAUGUUAAUAGUAAUGAUAUGUCAACGCAAAAUAGCUCUUCAAACAACAGCACUACAAAUAGUAACUCGUCUAAAUCACGUAAACAACAAUUUCAAACAAAUCAACGACAACCUUUUAUUUUUCCAUUCUCAAAAUCUACACCGACAGUACCAAAAUCAAUACAAGAGGCGGGAGAUUUGUAUUUGAAGUUUAUGUAUACAAGUUUAGGGACUUUCCAAUGUUGGAAAGAGAAAGAAGAGAUGAAAAAACAACAGUUUGGUCUCACCAAUAAUGAGACUUUAUAUGAUGAAAAAAAUAUGAUUAACUGUGAAAAGGAAAUGUCAACCGGAAGUGAUAUGGAAGCACAAGUGACAAAAAAAGAUAGAGAAAAAUUGGAUAGGAUUGAACUCCUUUAUAGGUCGAUUUUACCGCAUAUGCAAAAUAUUGUUAUCGUGCUGCUCAAAUUAUUGCUUGCAACUGUUUCAUCCAAUCCAAAUAAUGUCAAAGUAAAUGAUAAUAGUGAUAACAUCGCGAAGGAGAGCGCAACGAAUAAUGUAUGUUCAUCUUCCGACGGUAAUAGCGACUCUUCACCGGGCGGAAGUAGUAUUGAAGAAAUUGAUGUUACGAGACAUCGAGAAAUCACAUCUAAGGCUGUUUCAGCAAUAUUGCUGUUAAUGCUAAAACAUUUGAAAUUGUCUCAUAUUUUAAAAUUUGAAUAUGUUUCACAAUUAUUAGUUGACUCUAACUGCUUGCUUUUAAUUUUAAAAAUGUUUGGCUUACAAGAUGUAAGCUUGACUAUAAAAGCUAAAAAUGAAGUUGAUGACUUGAAUUUCUUUCGGUAUUGUUCAAAUAUUAACAAUGAUAAACAUAAAUCAGGAAAGACAUUUGAUAAUAAUUUAUCAGACAACAAGAAUAUAAAUAUUCUUAACGACAAUAAACGGAUGGAUGAUUCAAAUUUAGAUGAUAAUAAUGACAAUAAUGAUGCCAUUGUGGAUUCAGAUUAUUGUUGGCGAAAUUUUUUUUCCGCAAUAAAUUUCUUGCGUAUUUUACAAAAAUUAACCAAAAAAAAGACGCACAGAAUAUUAUUAUUGGUGCAGUAUAAAUCUUCUGCUAUAUUAAAAAGAAUUUUAAAAGUAUCACAUCCUUUAUUAGAACUAUAUGCUUUGAAAGUUCUAAAGAAUCAAAUUCCAUUUAUUGGUAGAAAGUGGCGUCAAAGCAAUAUGAAAAUAAUUACUUCUAUAUAUUUGCAUUGCCGGCCAGACUUACGAGACGAAUGGAUUGCGUCAUCUGACGCAGAUGCUGAAAUUGAAGAUGCUCUGCCCCAAGAACAAAACCUUCGAGCAUUAAUUAAGUUUUAUAAUGAAAGAAAUUAUAUGACACGUGAUUAUCAAAAUGGAUUUCUUUAUGAUAACAGCAGGAAUUCGCCUGAUAUAUUCCCUCCAUAUCACACGAAACCUUUAAAUUACGUAAACUCAGCUUACAUUACAGAUGAUAUCAUGUUAGAUGAAUCGUUUUUGUCAAAUUGGGAACAAUGGCUUCAAGACGAAGUAUACAGCUUCUCUCUCACAAAACCUCAUCUAGAUAUUGUAGAUGAAUAUUACAAUGAUGAUAUCUCCCUUGCUUUUCCUACUGCGGGUGAUGGAUCAGAAUGGGAUACCCCUAUUACACCACCGAUCGAAGGACGAGACCCUUUCACCUCGCUCGAAUGGGAGAAUCUUACUUCAACAGAUAUAAAAACAUUUGAACAAAGUUUUAAAACUAACGGAUACAAGUUAUCUUAUAACAAUGAUGAUAUAGAAAGGAAAAUGGAAACUGUUACAUUAGAUGAUGAUAAAGAUACAACUUAUUGCUGGCCCGAUGAGAUCCUAGGUCCAUUGGCUCCUAAUGAAGUUGAAAUAUGGCAACCAACUCCAUACCAAAGUGAUGCUGAAGACUAAAUUAUUAUAAUCAUUCUUUAAAUUUAUUUUGUAUAGUUAAUACUUCCUGUAUAAUGUUUUUCAGCAAUAAUAAUAAAAAAUAUAAAUGAUAAAUUUAUAAAUAUUUUACAAUAU
Molecule: messenger RNA, 3031 nt
Organism: Rhizophagus irregularis DAOM 181602=DAOM 197198
Lineage: Eukaryota; Fungi; Glomeromycota; Glomeromycetes; Glomerales; Glomeraceae
Biological process (GO): cytoskeleton organization
Cellular component (GO): cytosol
Source: RefSeq, a predicted model, not a curated record